UGUAAAUUAAAAUUCAAUUUUCAGAAAAGUCGCACGGAAGAACGCGUGGGGAGGGAGACGAGACGAGCCAAUUUCAUCUCUCUCUCUAAUCGCCAUUUCUCUCUCUCUCGAUUUCGAAAUUGACCCAACUGGCUGAAGCUUCUUCGUUAAGGAUCGAGUCCUAUUGAUUUUCCGUUCUAUUGAUCGUCGGAACGACGGUGGAAAUGGAUCAGGUUAUGAACAAAGUAGGGUCCUAUUGGUUCAACCAGAAGGCGACCAAAGAGAUCGGCUCCAUCGGCGAUGAUAUUAAUUCAUUAUCAACCAGUCUUCAAGAUGGAACCAACUGGUUGGUCAAUAAAAUAAAAGGAAAAAUGCAAAAACCUUUGCCGGACCUGCUGAAGGAUUAUGACUUAGCUGUGGGAAUUUUUCCUCGUGAUGCAACCAACUAUGAGUUCAAUGAGGAGACAGGAAAGUUGACUGUUUUCAUUCCAGAAAUCUGUGAAGUUGGCUAUAAAGACUCAUCAGUCUUGCGUUUUUCCACCACUGUAACUGGAUAUCUGGAGAAAGGAAAGCUAGCUGACAUAGAGGGAAUGAAAACGAAAGUGAUAAUAUGGGUAAAGGUGUCUUGUAUUGCUUCUGAUGGACCAAAGCUCAACUUCACAGCUGGAAUGAAGAAAACCAGGAAAAGAGAGGCUUACGAGGUCCUUAGAGAUGGUGUAAGUGUUGAUAAGUUCUAAAAUGUAGGAAGUGUGUGGUUGGGUCGGUAUAUAUACCUUAAGCUUUACCUUGUUAUAGACUUUCGAUCUUGAACGAAUUACUGUAAAGCCGAGAAUCUUACCCAACCAUAUUCCGAUUACCUGCUAUUUUCUGAUGUCUAAAAGUGGUACGCAGUGCUCUUCUCCUUUUCAAACUUCUGGUUGAAUGAUCUAUAAGAAGACUUGCCAAUCUGCAUUCUAAA
This is a messenger RNA of Momordica charantia (bitter melon), 937 nucleotides long. RefSeq lists its product as uncharacterized. NCBI's taxonomy places the organism in Eukaryota, Viridiplantae, Streptophyta, Magnoliopsida, Cucurbitales, Cucurbitaceae. The record is from RefSeq and is a predicted model, not a curated record.